AUGAGCGACUGGGAUACCGUCACCAAGAUCGGCUCGCGCGUCCGGGGCGGCGCCGCGGGUCCCCGCGAGACCGUCGUCCGCGGCAAGAGCGCCCUCAACGCUGCGGCACGGAGUGGCGGCAUCGUGGCGACGGAGAAGAAGUACGCGACGGGUAAUGCUAGCGCCUCCUCGGAAGGCCAACGCCUCACCAAAGUCGACCGCUCCGACGACAUCGUCAAGCCCAAAACCGUCGGCACCAAAGUCGGCCAAGUCAUCGCGAAAGCGCGCUCCGAGUGCAAAAACGACAAAGGCGGCACCAUGACGCAGAAGGACCUGGCGACCAAGUGCAACACGACGCCCACGAUCAUUGCGGAUUUCGAGCGCGGCACCGCGGCCCCCGAUCAGAAGUUGCUGGCGACGAUGGAGAGGGUGCUGAAUGUGGUGCUGAGGGGGGAGAAGUUGGGGCAGCCUAAGUUUCCGAAUAAGAAGUAG
Molecule: messenger RNA, 471 nt
Organism: Westerdykella ornata
Lineage: Eukaryota; Fungi; Ascomycota; Dothideomycetes; Pleosporales; Sporormiaceae
Product: multi protein-bridging factor 1
Exons: 2
Coding region: 1-471 (156 amino acids)
Cellular component (GO): nucleus
Molecular function (GO): DNA binding
Source: RefSeq, a predicted model, not a curated record